CGCCCGCCCACCCGGCUGCGCCCCUCUCCGGCCCCGAAGACCAUGGGUGCCCCUGACUCCUACCCCCACGGCCAACAGCCUGGGGAUGCUCCGCCACCAUACUACUCCGAUGCGCCGAACCAGCCCUACCCGCCGGCUGGUCAGCCGUACCCGCCUGCCGGCCAGCCCUAUCCGCCGAGCUCCCCCUCUGCCUACCCGCCGGUGUACCCGCCGCAGCAGCACGACAUCGAGGAGCAGAUCGUCCAGCAGCAGAUCACCAUCAUGAUGAUGGCCAUUGAGCAGCGCCAUGUCUUCCUUCGGAAGGUCUACCUGACCCUCUUUGCGCAGAUGGCCCUCACGGCCGGCAUCGGGUCCCUCUUCUACCUGAUCGAGGGCCUGAACAGCUUCGUCGAUGAGAACUACUGGAUUAUUUAUGUCUUCCUCGGUGUGGCCAUCGUGUCGCUGAUUGUCCUGCACUUUGUGUCGCGCGUGCGCAUCGUCAACCUGGUGUUCCUGUUCAUCUUCACCGUAUGCAUGGGCAUCUUCGUCGGCUAUAUCUCCACAUUCUACGAUAUCAUCACCGUCUUCCAGGCGCUCAUUGCCCUGACGACGAUCUUCCUCACGCUCACCAUGUUUACGCUCCAAACGCGCAUCGAGUUCGGCAUCCUGUACCCCAUCCUGGCCUGCCUGUCGGCGCUGCUCAUUUGCUUUGUCUUCAUGUUCAUCUUCAUGCCGUACACCAAUGGCACCCAUGUGGCCGUGUGUGUCAUCAUGGUCAUCAUCCUCUGCAUCUACCUGGUCAUCGAUACGAAGCUCGUGCAGGAGCGCCUGUCCGACCACAACGAGUGGGUCCUCGGGGCAAUCCUCCUGUAUUCGGACCUGGUCAUGCUGUUCCUCUACCUGCUGGCUCUAUUCCGCAAGUGAGUGGCCGACCGGACGACGCCUGCCCCGCCCUCCCUCCCGGCGCGUCCAUUCUCACAAUCACAGCCGAACAGGUGCGCGGCCGAAAAUGCACCCGGAAAAUGCACAUACCCAGGCGCGCCCC
Molecule: messenger RNA, 1024 nt
Organism: Fonticula alba
Lineage: Eukaryota; Rotosphaerida; Fonticulaceae
Exons: 5
Coding region: 43-903 (286 amino acids)
Cellular component (GO): membrane
Source: RefSeq, a predicted model, not a curated record